AUGGCCAUAGAAACAGGGCAUCUCAAUGUUUUUCCUUCACAACUCAUCUCAAACGGAGAUUUGAUGAAUUCCUACAACUACGAGAACAACACCUUUGCAGUCAACCCGCAGAGGGGCUCAUCAGGAUUCGGCUUUCGCCAAGCCGUGCCUGGGAAUCUUGUCCCGAUUUAUGAAUCUACCGACAGCAAUAACACCUACAAUAUUCGAAAGCGUGGCAGGGAUUCAAUGGAUCAGUUCUAUGAAGCAGCGAAUUCCAGCCCGGCCACCCAGAAAAAUAAUAGCAUCCCUCAGUUCCCAUCUUUUGCCGGUGAAGGCGUUUUGCAUCAAAUGCAACAACAUCACUUGGAAAUUGAUAACAUUAUAUCCUACCAUACUAAGAAAAUCAGAGUGGAACUAGAAGAGAGGCAAAAGCAACAAGCAAGAUUCGUGCUGGCAACAAUAGAAGAGGCAGUGACGAAUAAAUUAAAGGAAAAGGAUGAACAGAUUCAGAAAAUGGUCAAGUUGAAUUUGGUUCUUCUAGAAAGAGUGAAGAGUCUAUAUGUCGAAAACCAUUUAUGGCGAGACAUGGCGCAGACAAAUGAGGCCACGGCUAUGUCCUUGCGCACGAAUCUUGAACAAGUCCUAGCCCAAGUAAGCGAAGAGCGUCACUCUGACGGUGUAGGUCCCGGCGUACCAGAGGUUGAGGAAGACGUCGAGUCGUGUUGUGGCAGCAGUGACCAUGGAAGGGACAUCCAAGUUGGUAACGAAGAUGCUGAUUGUCGGAAAAACCGGCCGCUCAGUGACCGGACGUGCAAGAGAUGUGGGGAAAGAGAGUCGACGGUUUUGUUGAUGCCGUGCAGGCAUUUAUGCCUUUGCUACAUUUGUGGGAGUGGGUGUCAUGGCCUCGAAGCAUGCCCUGUCUGUAACUGUGCAAUGAAUGGUACAUUGCACGUUAACAUGUCUUCUUAA
Fraxinus pennsylvanica is the source of this 948-nucleotide messenger RNA. The record is from the annotation of a GenBank genome assembly. NCBI's taxonomy places the organism in Eukaryota, Viridiplantae, Streptophyta, Magnoliopsida, Lamiales, Oleaceae.